Molecule: messenger RNA, 603 nt
Organism: Lytechinus variegatus (green sea urchin)
Lineage: Eukaryota; Metazoa; Echinodermata; Echinoidea; Temnopleuroida; Toxopneustidae
Exons: 4
Coding region: 31-603 (190 amino acids)
Source: RefSeq, a predicted model, not a curated record
CAGAUUCAGGAUGUCACAACAACUGAAAUAAUGUCCACAACAGAUUUAAACUAUUUAUACUCCAGUGGAGACUAUUGGUACGACGGAGAUGAUCCAGACGGCCUUGAAAUUUUCAUAUCGUGUUGGAAUGUAACCAAGAAGAAAGCAGACCGCAUGUGUGCAAAUGAAUACCGUGACGAUAUGAGGCCCUUCUUUCCUACUAGUGAAAGAAUGUUGCAAACCAUUGUCGAUGCAUUGCCCGAAACCUGCGCCAUGGGGGAUAGUGAUGGAGACUCCAUCUGGUUGUGGCUUCAUUGUCAGAAUUCUACCCACGAUCUUGUUAUUGAGAACACUGACACAAUUCUUGAAAUGAUGAAGAUGAUCACGAAUUUGGUCUAUUUUGUCGAUGUUGGAGACGUCGAUUCGAGCCUGCAGGACACACUGGAGAUGUACAUGUAUGACUCGGUGUUUAUUAAAAACAUAGUGACGAUUUCUAACCUCGAAGAAAGAUGUCUCCAGAUGAAAAUGUCUCACAUAAAUGGAUACUUCUGGUACCAGUUCAGAGGAGCUAACUGUGAGAACGAAACUGCUUAUGCAGUUUGCUUUAAAGUCGGAACUCACUAG